Nezara viridula (southern green stink bug) is the source of this 179-nucleotide messenger RNA. The record is from the annotation of a GenBank genome assembly. Lineage: Eukaryota; Metazoa; Arthropoda; Insecta; Hemiptera; Pentatomidae.
UCACACUCUAUGACAUCCAGCCGAAUAUUGGAAGAAAGGACAGCAGCAGCAGUUCCACGCAUUCGCCUUCGGGCAGCGACCUUUCCUCUCCAGCCACUUCAGUUCGGGGCUGGAUCCUCUCCAGAGGGCGCCUGAUCCACUUGCCUUCAGGAUGCCUCCUGCCAUGUCCUCGUGCCAGA